AUGGCGGACCCCAAAUUAGUAUGGAAUCCCGACAAUGUUCGCGAUGUUGCGGAAUCCGUUGGUAUUUCGCAAUUGGGCGAAGAAGCAGUAAGGGCACUGUCGCAAGAGGUCGAAUACCGAGUCGGGCAAGUCAUUGUCGAAGCAAUGCGAUUUAUGCAUCAAGGGAAAAGGACAGUAUUAGGCACGCAAGAUAUUUCACAAGCGCUUAAAGUACUGGACGUCGAACCACUCUAUGGUUACGAAUCUACUAGACCACUGCGAUUUGGAGAAGCAAGCUUAGGUCCUGGCCAACCGCUCUUCUACAUUGAGGAUGAGGAAGUAGAUUUUGAGAAACUCAUCAAUGCCCCUCUACCAAAAGUUCCGAGAGAUAUGUCAUUUACUGCACAUUGGCUCGCGGUCGAAGGUGUCCAACCAUCAAUCCCCCAAAAUCCCACAACAGCAGAAGCUCGCGCGAAUGACCUAGUGCCUAAAGGUCCCGGUGCGAAUCUCAAUCUCGGAGCUCUAGCUGGUAACGACAAUGUUUCGGUUAAGCCUUUGGUCAAGCAUAUUGUAUCGAAAGAGUUGAUACUAUUCUUUGACAAGAUUCGUGCAGCUAUUCUCGACGAAGAUAAUGAUCCGGAAGUCGUGACAUUACGAGAAUCAGCACUGGAAAGUAUCAGAUCGGAUCCAGGUCUUCAUCAAUUGGUCCCGUAUUUUGUUCAUUUCAUUGCGGAGAAAGUAACUCAUUCUUUGAGUAACCUUUUCAUAUUACAACAAAUGCUGAAAUUAGCGAAUGCCCUCAUCUCAAACACAACCCUCUUUGUCAAUCCAUACAUAUCGAGUCUUUGUCCACCUAUUCUUACAUGUCUAGUCGGUCGUACUCUUGGAACAGGGGCAUCGGAUGAAUUGAAAGCGAAAUAUCAACUGCGCGACACGGCAGCAUCUCUUAUCGGCAUCAUUUCAAGAAAGUACACGGAAUCAAACGCACAGCUUAGGGCAAGAUUAGCAAGAUCUUGUCUAAAAUUCUUCUUGGAUCCAACGCGCUCUCCGGGAGAGUAUUAUGGCGCUAUUAGUGGACUCCUGGCAAUCGGUGGUCCUGAUGGUGUUAGAGCCCUCAUUCUUCCAAACUUGAAAGCUUUCGAUUAUGUGUUAAACAAAUUGAGAACUGACAGAACUGGGGAUGACAAGGAUGUACAGAUGUUGAUUGCGGUACUCGUGAAAACGGUCAUGAGUCUUUCUGAAGAAGCUGAUAUCCUUACGAAUGGUACGAAUGGUACAAACGGUAAUGGAAUGAAUGGGGUGAUGGAUGUAGAUAGUGAUGAAGGAAAACAAAUAGAAGAGUUUCUAGGACCCACUAUCGGGAGUAGGGUACUAAAUGCGGGAAACCAUAAGUUGAACAAGGCAAUUUUAGAAGCGAGAGAGAAUAAUUAG
This is a messenger RNA of Sclerotinia borealis F-4128, 1410 nucleotides long. The record is from the annotation of a GenBank genome assembly. Lineage: Eukaryota; Fungi; Ascomycota; Leotiomycetes; Helotiales; Sclerotiniaceae.